This is a messenger RNA of Macadamia integrifolia, 3216 nucleotides long. RefSeq names its product B3 domain-containing transcription repressor VAL2-like. Bases 379 to 3108 code for a protein of 909 amino acids. The record is from RefSeq and is a predicted model, not a curated record. Lineage: Eukaryota; Viridiplantae; Streptophyta; Magnoliopsida; Proteales; Proteaceae. Gene Ontology annotation, molecular function: DNA binding; zinc ion binding. The transcript has 13 exons.
GGCAAAGGGGGGGGGGGUGGGAGGUGUUGGUCCGUAGUAGAGUCCGCCCGCGUCUUGAAGUGUCGUGCAUGCAUUCUGCGCAUCUUUGUUCCUCUGCAUUUGCAUGCACACGCUUCUUUCUCUUUAACUCGAUAGCCAUCACCGGUUUUCUGCCGCCGGGAUUAAGCUCGCUUGAUCUGAUUAACUCCGGUGGUCGGAUUUCGGUCAAACUUAAGUCCACACAACGGAGAAGUUCUAAGGGUACGAACAGUUCGAAGGAGAAGGAAAGGGGAAGAGGAUAUGGAAGUCGUUGGAGGGUUUGGAAGUGAAAUAGAAGACAAAUUUAGGGUUUUUCUCUGUGUUUAGGGACGGCAGGUUUGUGAGGAAUUGAUUUGGCGAAUGGCGUCGAAGAUUUGUAUGAAUGGAGCAUGUGGGGCGGCAUCUUCGAUCGAAUGGAAGAAAGGGUGGCGUCUACGAUCUGGUGGAUUUGCAAAUCUCUGCGAUAAGUGCGGGUCUGCUUAUGAGCAAUUAGUUUUCUGUGAUGCUUUUCACUCAAAAGAAUCUGGUUGGAGGGAAUGCAAUUCCUGUGGCAAGCUUCUCCAUUGUGGAUGUAUUGCUUCAAAGUAUGCACUUGAGCUACUUGAUAAUGGGGGUGUAGAGUGUAUUAACUGUGCAAGGAGUUCUGGACUUUCUUCUAUCCCAAGUGAUGAAAAGCCAUAUGGAUUUGGUACAUCCACAGCAGAUAAUGUUGGUGAACUACGAUCUACUUCUGUGGACAAUAAAAUUGAUGCUGAUAGCAUUGAUAAGAGGAGGCUUAUACAGUUGGGAAAAUGUAUGGAGGCUAAUGGGCAAAGCAGCUUUCAUCAUUCUCAGAAAGAUGACACAAAUGAGUGUCUUGGGCCAAUCAAACGAGAACAAGUCAUACCUCCUCUUGGGGAAUUAGGAAGCACAAGUUUUUCAAAUUUAAGUCACGCAAUCAUCAAGGGUGCCAAUGAUAUAUACAACCCACUGUCUCAGACAUGCUUGAAUAUCACAUUGGGUGCCCCUUCAGCAAGUACAACUCUUGCACUUGCUGCUCCUAGUGUUGUUGAUCGAAGGGACCAGAGUAAAGCACCCUCUUCUUUUCAACAAGGGCAAAGAUCGCGCCAACUUUUGCCCAAGCCCCUGAAGAUGGGUCCAGGCACAGGGUUGGAGACAAAUAAAGACAUGCUUCCUCAGAUACGUGUUGCAAGACCACCUGCCGAGGGGCGAGGGCGGAACCAAUUGCUUCCUCGUUAUUGGCCAAGAAUAACAGACCAAGAACUGCAGCAAAUAUCUGGAGAUUCAAAUUCUACUAUUGUCCCACUGUUUGAGAAGGUCUUGAGUGCCAGUGAUGCGGGCCGAAUUGGUCGUUUGGUACUCCCAAAAGCAUGUGCCGAGGCUUAUUUUCCACCAAUCUCUCAACCGGAAGGCCUUCCAUUGAAGAUUCAAGAUGCGAAGGGCAAGGAUUGGGUGUUUCAGUUUAGAUUUUGGCCUAAUAACAACAGCAGAAUGUAUGUGUUAGAGGGCGUAACCCCUUGCAUACAGUCAAUGCAAUUACAAGCUGGAGACACUGUAACAUUUAGCCGGAUUGAUCCAGAAGGAAAACUUGUUAUGGGAUUCCGAAAAGCAUCAAAUUCUUUACCUUUGCAGGACACCCAAAUUUCUGCUCUUCCUAAUGGUCCACAUGCCAACGAAACUUUCUUUUCGGGUGUUAUUGAGAACCUACCUAUAAUAAGUGGUUACUCUGGCCUUCUUCAGUCACUCAAGGGAAGCACAGAUCCCCACCUAAGUGCUCUGUCGGAACAUUUAAGUUCGGCUGAUGCGGAUAUUGGCUGGCAUAAAGGUGAGAAGCAUGGGAGCAAGACAAAUGAGAGCUUGCAGCAGUCAAUGCUUGGUCCCGAGAAGAAAAGGACUAGGAACAUUGGAUCCAAAAGCAAGAGACUGCUCAUAGAUAGUGAAGAUGCUUUGGAGCUGAAGCUUACAUGGGAAGAGGCACAAGAUUUACUCCGCGCUCCCCCAAGUGUCAGGCCUAGCAUUGUCACGGUUGAGGACCAAGAAAUUGAAGAGUAUGAGGAACCCCCAGUUUUUGGGAAGAGAACAAUAUUCACAGCACGAUCAUCUGGGGGGCAGGAUCAGUGGGCUCAGUGUGAUAGUUGCUCCAAAUGGCGAAGGCUCCCUGUGGAUGCUCUUAUUCCUCCAAAAUGGACAUGCACAGAGAAUUCUUGGGAUCCAAGCAGGAGUUCAUGUUCUGCAUCAAAUGAGAUGAGCCCAAAGGAAUUGGAUAAUCUUCUCAGAUUGAAUAUGGAUUUCAAAAAGCGUAGAAUUAUGGCAAGCCAUAAACUAGCCCGGGAACGAGAACCUUCAGGCUUAGAUGCUUUAGCCACUGCUGCAGUCCUUGGAGACGGUGGUGGUGACUCAGGCACACCAUCUGUUGCUACUACCACAAAACAUCCUCGGCAUCGCCCCGGAUGCACCUGCAUUGUGUGCAUCCAGCCCCCAAGUGGGAAGGGCCCUAAGCACAAGCCAACAUGUACGUGUAAUGUAUGCAUGACUGUGAAGCGCCGCUUCAAAACCCUCAUGAUGCGCAAGAAGAAACGCCAGUCAGAGCGUGAAGCUGAAAUUGCCCAGAAGAAGCCCCAACGCUGGGGCCCCAAGGACGAAGUGGAAGUAGACAGUGCUUCUAGAAGUGUAUCGCUGCAUUUUGAUCCCUCAGACAAUGAAGCCAGGCAAGCGACUGAGUCAGAGUCCGGUGGCGGCCAGAAUAGAGUCCUUGAAGAGAAGACUGCUGAGUCCAGCAAGGGCCAGUUAGACUUGAAUUGUCAUCCAGAUCGUGAAGAAGACAUGCAAUCAAUGCGCAUGAGCAUGAUGAGUCUUCUUCAGGUGGCAAGCCUUCCUCUGGAGAAGUACCUAAAACAGAAUGGCCUCACAAGUUUGAUAUGUGAACAGCAGCAGCAAGCAAGCUUGAGUUCCCAUGCACUGCCACAAUCGAAUGAGAGCGAGGGUAGGGUGCCUGAUGAGACCUAUUUUGCUUCUACAGGUCAGGAGCGUGAGAGCGGAGGUGAUGAAGGUUAUAGCGCCCCAGAUCAAGUCACAGCGGAUCCAGUAUGAAGAUCAAGUUAAUUUUUUUCCCUUAUAGUUUUGUGUGGGCUUCCCCUUUUUUUUUUUUUGUUUUUUUUUCAAUGGUUGGAGGGGUUGGGGAUGUAAAAUCACAUUACU